CCAGUUUUGAAGAUAUUUUCGGGACAGCCGCCACCGUGGAAAGUAGUAGUACCGAAACCUGCACUACAAAACAGCAUCCAAGCAGGUUCUUGAUCAUAUCGGUCCUGGUUUUUCCUUACCAUUUGAGCUGAACAGUUUUACAUUUGCAAGCCAUUCAACAUCACUAUUAACAAAGAGAUGGAUUCCAAACGUGAUAAUAAUGUGAGCAAUCCAUUUGAUGAUGAAAAUGCAAUCCAGGCAUGCUGUGCUGAUUCAGAUGAUGGAAAUAAUUCAGCUAUAUCAGGCCAUGAAGUUAUAGAGGAAGAAGAGGAUGGGGAGGAGACGGAGGAGGAGGAAGACGGGGAGUGCGUAGCGGGGAAGGAAGGGGAGGGGGAGUCUUCUGUGGGAUCGAUGUGGAGGACUAAUUCACCCACUGGAAAGGAUUCCCCUGCCCACGACUCUACUAGUGACUCGGUUACAGAGAUGGACGAUUCUUUAGACUCAGCAUGGACAGAUGACAAGCAUAGCUCAUAUCUAAGUUCAAUAGAGGCAUCAUUUGUUGAGCAGAUGUAUGAAAAAAAAUACCGUUUCUUGGAUACUCAUGGGCAGACUCCUAAGCAGAAUGAAUCGUCUGAUCCAAAUUGUGCUGAAUCAACGCCCAAUUAUCUGAAACCUAUCAAUAAGUUUAAAGUAUUGCGAAAAGGAUGCUGGCUAAAGCUAAAUUACAGUAGAGCAUGUCAUCUAGGCGUUUCAACUCCUCAGACAGUUGCGGCAAGCCCAUGGAUACAACACUACAUGACAGCACCCUGUUCCAAAGGACAUGAGGUGCCAUCGCGAACUGUUAACUUAUCCUGUGAUGAACACAAAAUAGCUGCAGUAGCUGUUCCCCAGAUAAAUGCACUUGAAUCAAAGCAUCCUUUUCAUAUAAAGACAGCUCACAGGGAAUUCCCUGAUGCAAAUGAACAACUCAAUGUCCAGCAUCACAGUAUAGGAUACAAGUCUGCUGAUUCCUACAGUAUUUGUGGUAGAACAGAGACAAGACAUAUUUGCACCCAAGAAUUGGUUGUACAUCCUCCUCCAGUUUCUGAUAAAGGAGUCAACAUGGAAAGAAAUCAUACUGAUAUGAUAACUAGGAGGCAGAAACCGAAAAUCGGCAGUAUUAGCUGCUCAGACAGAGAUCAGGUUGUUCCAUUGUUACAAAGUUCGAACUCUGCAGAUUUAGGAGACUGCAUAUCGAAUUCGAAUCGCAAGAAGUCGACUUCCCCAAAUUGGAAUGGUAAAAACAUGCCUGUUUCCUUACUAGUUCACAGAAAAUGAUGGCUGUUGUUUAAGGAAAGAAUUCGCAAGAGAAUACAUCACAGAAAUAUUCACAAUGAAAGUGCAGUCUGUACUGUCAUAAUGAAGAGCUUCUCAUGUAUUACUAAGGAUUCAGAUUUUAAUAGGAGAAAACAAUCACAGAGGAAAGUUCUUAAUAGAAGUUAGUAAUCAGCUACAUAAAAUCUAUUAAUCUGCUGUUUGUAUUGUGGGUUGCUGAGCUUCUAUAUCGAGGCAACAUAGGUAGUAACUAUUGAGGGUGUUAUGAGAAAAAAUUGUACAGCAUUGGAGUAAGGGAUAUUUUAGUGGGUAUGUAUAGCCAUUUGGUUAAUAUAUAUAUAUAUUGUUGGAUC
Messenger RNA from Cryptomeria japonica (Japanese cedar), 1646 nucleotides. RefSeq lists its product as uncharacterized. Gene Ontology annotation, biological process: response to cold; regulation of circadian rhythm. The record is from RefSeq and is a predicted model, not a curated record. Bases 178 to 1296 code for a protein of 372 amino acids. NCBI's taxonomy places the organism in Eukaryota, Viridiplantae, Streptophyta, Pinopsida, Cupressales, Cupressaceae. The transcript is spliced from 5 exons.